AUGAUGACAGAUACCUUUAAAGGACUUGAAGAUGGAAGGGACAAACUUGAUAGGCUUAUAGAUCUUCCUAUUAAUAUCAGACACCAAAUUCAGGAGCACAUGACUAUUGAGGAUGCCGCAAGAAUGAGUGUCUUGUCCAGUAAGUGGAGACAUAUUUGGGCUUCAAACCCAAAGCUCAGAAUUUCUGCGGACUAUUACAGAAAGACAAACCAGACAUGCACAAUAGACAUCAUUAAUAGAAUUCUAUUGCAGCACUAUGGACCCAUUAAGACAUUUCUCCUUGAUAUUUCAAUGAUAAAUCCUUUUGAGCACUCAGUUAUUGAUCUAUGGAUGCUACAUUUGUCAAGAAAUGGUCUCGUGGAGCUCACCCUUCGGAGUUUAGAAUAUCUCAAUGCUCCAUAUAAGUUGACGCCGUUGCCGCCUUGCAGUUUUGCAGGUUUCCACAAGCUCAAAAGCCUUAAAUCAGAUGGAGUCGCCUUUGAAUUAGAUGUUGCAACUUCUUUCCUCUCUGUUCCAAACCUUCUGGAUCUGAAGUUUUUAUACCACAAGAAGAAGUUUCACAGACAACAUGAAGCAAUGAACUUGGUAAAACUUCUUAGCAGCUUACCUGAAGUUAGGGGACUUAUCUUGGACGGAUGCUCCCUCAAGUUUUUGGCUUCUGGUAAUGUAGCAAGGAGGCUGUCAACAAUGCUCCAUCACUUGGACAGUCUCAAAUUUUAUGGUUUCGAUUUUAAGGAUGAAGAUCAAAUUUGUUCCCUUCUAUGCAUCAUUAGAAGUUGUCUCAAUUUGAAGUUACAACUUCUGUUGAGUCGGAUCAAGAAAGAUUCUGGGAUGGUAGAUUUAAAUCAGUUGAAAGGACAAGGAUGCAGGAUUGAUGAACUCAAUAACCUUCAAGCUCU
Nicotiana tabacum (common tobacco) is the source of this 899-nucleotide messenger RNA. NCBI's taxonomy places the organism in Eukaryota, Viridiplantae, Streptophyta, Magnoliopsida, Solanales, Solanaceae. The record is from RefSeq and is a predicted model, not a curated record.